ACUCUACAGAUUCCGCUAAUCACCUUCAAACGUGAAAAAGAAGUGGCACGAAAGUUGAUGUUCGAUGGAUGCUGGAUUACUGAAGAUGAUAACGAAGAAAGUGGAAUCAUUGAUACAUUACUUUGGUUAGUCACAUUAUCUUGGAUAGUGAGACUAACUGAUUUAUGUCGUUUUAGACUUCUUACUCUGACUGACAGCUACCUUUCAAGGUACACGUGCUGGUUGUGGAUUGGCGUAAUUUUGACAAACGGGCAAUUCCUCUACCGCGUUUUCUACAUGCUGUGCUCGGCUUUCGGAGUGUUUAUUUCGCCAUUCUUCUACGCCUUCCACUUGAUCGACGUCGUACUCUCUUUCCCUAUGUUAAAAGCUAUCUUACAAUCUGUGACCCACAAUCUGCAACAGUUGAUCCUUACCAUCAUGAUGACUUUGGUGGUAGUGUAUCUGUAUGCUGUGCUUGCGUUCAAUUUCUUCCGUAAAUUCUACGUCCAAGAGGGUGAAGACGGCGAGGAACCGGACAGGAAAUGCCAUAACAUGCUUACAUGCUUCAUCUAUCACUUCUACGCUGGUGUAAGAGCUGGUGGAGGUAUUGGUGACGAGCUGGAAGCGCCUUACGGCGAUGAGCUAGAGUAUCCAAGAAUGUUCUAUGAUAUCUCAUUCUUCUUCUUCGUCAUUAUUAUCCUGCUGGCCAUCAUGCAAGGUUUGAUCAUCGACGCCUUCGGUGAACUUCGAGACCAGCAAGAAUCGGCAACAGAAAAAUUGGAAUCGUCAUGCUUCAUUUGCGACAUUGGCAAAGAAACAUUUGAUCGAUUGCCAAGAGGUUUUGAAAUACACGUAACAAAGGAACACAACUUUGCUAACUAUCUAUUUUUCCUGCAACAUCUAGUGAACAAGGAUGACACCGAAUAUACGGGACAGGAGACUUACGUAAGAGAAAAAUAUGAUAACAGAGACUGGGACUUCUUCCCAGUAGGAGAAUGCUUCGUGAAACAAUACGAAGAUCAACUAUUGCAGUCAUAA
Messenger RNA from Cylicostephanus goldi, 1017 nucleotides. NCBI's taxonomy places the organism in Eukaryota, Metazoa, Nematoda, Chromadorea, Rhabditida, Strongylidae. The record is from the annotation of a GenBank genome assembly.